UGCGUAAGCGAUCUCGCGCGCUAAACUUUGCUGUUGAUCACAAACGUAUUGUUGGCAUAAUGGCGGAGAAUGAGAGAGAUACUUGACAAGGUCUGUGCAAUUUUAGGUCCGGUGGCAUACCAUGGACACUAGGCACAAACAGCUCCAUGACCGGGCCAAUGAUUUGUUUUCGCGGCAGCAGUACCAGCAGGCUGCAGAGCUUUUCACCCAAGCUCUGCAGCAGCAGCUAGCCACAGCCACAGCAUGGGGGGACAGCAGCAACAGCAGCAGCAACAACACCCAGCAACAGACACCACGUCAGCAGCCCCAAACAGCAAGUAGUAGCCCCAGACACAGUAAUAAUAGCCACGCCCAUCAAAACAAUCACGCCUCUCCCAGCCCCCAUCAACACCAUCACCAUCGAGACCACCAUCUCUCCUGCCUCAAUAAACGUGCCACAUGCUUCCUCAAGUUGGAUCAAAAUGAAAAAGCCCUGGAUGACAUCAACAAGUUAUUAGCCCUAUCCCCGACCAGAAGUAGUCUAGGUAAAUUAUUAAUGCGUAAGACCCAAGCCCUGAGCAAGCUACACAAGACCCAAGAAGCAUAUGAAACAGCAAAGCAGUGGACAUCCGCCGAACCAAAGAAUGGCCAAGCAUCCAAAGAAGUAAACAGACUGAAGAGAUUAUUGGAUGAAAAGACAGAGAACCCAUCAACAAGUAGAAAUACAUCAGCAAGAGAUAAGAACGGAACGGAAGCCUCAUCACACCCCUCGCAGUCAAGUGGAAGGGGCCAAGGAGCCAGUGGUGGUAGUGCAAGCUCAGCCUCAUCCACUCAUCACCAGAGGGGGAAACGCAAACCAGCAUCUGAGGGAAAGCAUAAAAAAGAUGCUGGCAAACAAGAGAGCCCUGAGAACUUCUGCUCCUUUUGUCAAGUGCAAUGUUCAACUCAGGUGGACUACCAUCUCCACAGUAUGAGUGAGAGCCAUAGAGCUAUCAUCUCAUCGGACGAAGGACGGGAUUGGAAGCAUCGGCCUCCUCCCAGGGGGGCUGUCGGGGAGGAAUACCUCCUCUGUGCAGACCGUCUAAAAUGCAGAUUUGGUCAGCAAUGUACAUACGCCCAUAGUGAGGACGAGUUAGCUGAGUGGAAGGAGCGCUACAGGUAUAGACAGAUGAAAUACCAACGAGCGAGAGACAAGCAAAUCCAUGGCAUGGGCUUUGCAGAGCAACUCUUUGAGAAGUGGAUGAAUUCACCUGCACCUCUCAAUGUGUUAAGCGAAUCUAUUGAUGAUGUGAAGGUGAGCAUCAACUCCGAUUCCAAUGUCACAGUCUCAAGUAAGAACACUGCGCAUUCCUGGAUCUUCACUCUUCAUUGCAAGCAGCCUAGCAAGCAGCUCCAACGUGUGGCUCUGUUCUUUGACGUCCACCGGCCUCACUUCAGCAUCACCAGCAUCCUGAUGGGUGACUCCAAGCGCCAGAACUCUCUGGACAUCCCGGAGAACUGCCAGGAGUGGAGCAGCAAGAUGAGCUCCCACAACAACAAUAAUAACAUCAACCCCUACAACAGCACCAAGUCCAAGGAGCGCAUCUACCGCGUCAAGAUCCAGUUCACCUCGCAGAUCUUCGGCACGUUCCGUCAGUCGAUCAUCUUCGACUUCGGCAUGGAACCGGUGCUGAUGAAGCGCAUUUCCGUUGACUCGGUGUCGGCCAUGGACCAGAAGGAGCUGGAGGAAGUGCGGGAGUCGAUGGUGUGCGUGACGGAGCGCUGGGAUGGAACCAACAAAACGGUGGUGGACUUCAGUCCGCCGAUCCAGCUGGGGACGGAGGAGGAUAAAGGAUUGCUGUCAUUCUACGUGCCUCCUCACUCGACGGAAGAGCUCUUCAAGCGCUCAGUUUUGGAGAAGACGAUCACAAAGAACAACUACAAGAAUAGGAUGCAUGAUCUGCUGUACAUAGAGGAGACGGCCAGGUUCAGGGACAUUGGCAAGUUCAACAUCAGGACGACCCUCCAGAUGGCCAACACCUUCAUGCUGGUACCGUCACGGAACAGCGGUGCCCGCUACGCCCAGAGCGGUCAGCUCUUCGCUCUCAUGCGCCUCAACGACGACCUCUCUGCCGACACGCCCGGUGGCCGACUGAUCCUCAACAGCUGCAACUCGGUGAUCCUGGCCCCGGUCCAGGAGGGGAGGACAUCUGAGAAGGUCUACGAGGCGCCCAUCACGGAGAAGAGCAAGGACUCCAUCUACCUGACCCUGAGCAAGCAGUGCGUGGACGACCUCAGGUUGAAGAACAACUCACAGAUCAAGGUGGAGCUGCAGUUCCAGCUCAAUAGACUUCACAUGUGUGAGAUGCACUAUGCAGUAGACAAGGUCCCAGAUAUGAGCCUUCUCUUCCCUGAGGUGCAUACCAAUGCCAAGGUACCAUGGACCCCAAACAAACAAUGGAGUGACAAGAUGGACAUGCAGAUGAACAGCAAGCAGCGAGAGGCCAUUGUUGCCAUGACGACCCCUCUUGUCCAUCAGCUCCCGCCCAUCUUCCUGGUUGGUCCGUACGGCACGGGGAAGACCUACACGUUGGCCCAUGCGACCAGACUCAUCCUACAGCAGCCUAACACUAAGAUAUUGAUAUGCACACACUCCAAUAGUGCAGCGGACCUGUACAUCAGGGACUACUUCCACUCCUUUGUGGAGUCUGGAAACACCGCCGCCAAGCCCCUGAGGAUCUACUUCAAGGACCGGUGGGUGCCCACCGUGCACCCCAUAGUGCGCCUCUACUGCUGCAUGUCGGAGGGCGAGGACCGGUUCGUCAUGCCCACCAAGGAACAGGUGCUCAAGCACAGGGUGGUGGUAGCCACACUCAGCACCUCAAGGUUUUUGACCCACCUGGAGCUCGAGCCAGGAUACUUCACUCACAUCUUACUCGAUGAAGCAGCCCAGGCCAUGGAGUGCGAGACAGUCAUGCCCCUAGCCCUGGCCACCAAAGACACCAGGAUCGUCCUGGCUGGAGACUACAUGCAGAUAAGCCCUCAAGUGCACAGUGAAUUUGUCUUUGAUCGUCACCUCCACAUUUCACUGUUGGAGCGUCUCUACGACCACUACCCUGACGAUCAUCCAUGCAAGAUCCUUCUCUGCGCCAACUACCGCUCCCAUGAAGCCAUUGUUGACUACACCUCGGAUCUCUUCUACGACGGCAAGCUCCUGGCAUGUGGCAAGCAGCCCCCGCAUCCCAAGUGGUACCCGCUGACAUUCUUCACAGCCAGGGGCGAGGACGUCCAGGAGAAGAACAGUAUCUCCUUCUUCAACAAUUCAGAGGUGUUUGAACUGUGUGACCGGGUGCAAGAGCUUCAGAAGAUGUGGCCAGAGGAAUGGGGGACAUGUGAUGAGAACAGCAUCGGUGUGGUCGCUCACUAUUCAGACCAGGUGUUUCGUAUCAGACAUGAGCUUCGCAAGAGGAAACUCUUCAGUGUGUCGGUCGAGAGGGUUAUGAAUGUCCAAGGCAAGCAGUUCCGAGCGCUCUUCAUCAGUACAGUGCGAACACACCACACCUGCAAGCACAUGGUCAAAGCCCAGCCUUCCAAGAAGUCUGGCUCAGCAUCCAAAGACUCUCCUCAGUCGUCCAGUGAGGAAGAACCCGACUAUGGCUUCCUAUCCAAUGACAAGCUCUUGAACACUGCCAUCACAAGGGCACAGUCCCUCGUGGCUGUCAUCGGUGACCCCAUAUCGGUUUGCUCAAUUGGGAAGUGCAGGAAACUAUGGGAGAAAUUCAUCUCCAUGUGCAACGACAAUGACAGCCUCCAUGGAUGUACAUUCUCCUCCAUCCAGGACCAGCUAUCCAACGUGGAGAUGAAGAAGACCUAUGUCCUGAACCCUUUGGCAAAGGAGUUCAUCCCUCGAGCUUUGCGCAACCAGAUGAUGGGGGCGCCCUUCAUCCAAGGUUCGCCACCCCGCGGCAUAGCGACCAUCAACAACAACCUCCAUCGGUCGGUUCUAUCUCCGAGUCACACGCCAACCCCUCCCAUUCCUGGUAACCAGUCCUUGCCUUUCUUUGGAGGUGUUGGUGCCAUGCCUGGUGGAAGCAUGGUGAGGCCAGCGAGUCCUGUGCCUUUCAUUGAUCCCUACACUGGAAGGCGUGUCGUCUACGUGCCCAUGAUGCAUAUGCCAGUACCUGUCAGGAUGGUCCAGAAUCCAUAUUAUCAUCAUCAGUUCCCUCACUACCCCUACAUGGACCCUGCUGUGCCUUACCACCCUCAUCAGUUCAUGCACCAAGGGGGCUUUAUGAUCCCCCCUGGUAUGAAGCAGCAUCCGCAAGGGCCACCAGGUUCGCCUGCUCACCAGCCUGCUCAAGACAAGCAUCAGGGACCUGGAGCCAAGGAGGCACCGACAUCAUCGGCUUUGAGGCAUCCUGGUGGAGCUGCCCACAGGAUUCCCUCGGGUUCCCCAGCUAGAGACCCAAGGCUGAUGAGCUUGCCCCUUGGGCAGUAUGACACGGAUAGUCGACGUGGAAGCCACCCUGAGAGACAGGAAGUAGUCGCCAAGAUUGAGGAGAUGCAAAUCAAUGAGGAAUUCCAAUAUUUGUUGCGCACAAGAGGACAAAACUAUGCAGACAACUUCCUGGCGAAUGCCAAGAGGUCGCAGUCACCCAAGGUAGGUCCUGGGAGACAGACGAGUGACACUGCACCUCAGACGAAGAUAUCUCAACAGCAGCAUCAGGGGCAACGAAGCCAAUCUAUGUACACAGACAAGACAGAUGCUCUGGGAGCCAGUGGACAACAGCUUCCGUUUAGCAAUAGUGUCAACCACUGGAAGACAUCAUCAGAGAGUAACCAACCUGACAGAGACCCCUGGCCCACAAGGUCGAAAUCUCACAAUCCAAGGGAUACCCUAGACUCUAAAGGGAAUCAGCCUAAGAUUCGUGAUCCUGCUAUCAUCGACCAGGGACCAGCCUUCAAUAUGCAUAGAAUGCCAUACAGUCCCUUGGAGCCUGCACCACCCAAUGUGUUUGUUGACUCCCACAUGCCUCCUUGGCGCGACCAUGAGGCCAAACACCAGAGGGAAUUCUCAGUGCAGCCUAGUGACCUGAGCCCGCGCACUCCAGCAAACUUCCUUGAUAACAGUCCUGGCAUGAGCCCCCUGGAAUUAGCAAUCCAAUUAGGAGAUGCAAAAGGCAGUUUCCUGGGGAAGUCGCAAAGCAACAGCUUCACAUUCAAUGGAAGAAGUCCAUUGACUUCUCCUAGAGAUGAUCCUAAUCACCUUGCGCCACCCAGCUCACGGAAAGGCUUUGGACAUCAGGCGAUGCUUGGCCAAGAACAUACCUUCAGACCAGUCAGCAAGGAUGACAGAUCAUCAAGCCCUCAUGGCGCCCAUCCUUCAGUUGGGCACCAGAGAUGGCCACAGUCCUCUAUGAGCAACAACUUCUCAAGCACGCUCUCUCCGCAACAUCAUCAGCAAGAGUUCAACAGCUAUCCACAGUCACAAGGUCUCCAGAACUUCAGCCCUACGACACCCAGCCUGUCUAGUCAGGAGAGCCUUCCAAGCCCUUCAUCGCCUUAUGGACAAGGCAGUACCAGUAACCUCCUGGGCCUGUCCACAAGCCCAACCAACUUCAAGGAUGACGGUAAGCCAUCAAUGUCCUAUGCCAGCGCCCUUAGAGCACCCCCUAAGCCUAAGGUUCGAGCUAAAGACGAGCGUAUGAAGACUGCUUCCCCUGAUCCCUUGUCCCUGAUCAAAGACCUUGGUAACAGGCAUACCAAAGAUGGCUUCUACUCCAUCUUCUGAGCCUGUACUGUGACAUGAAUGGCAUGUUUAAUUAUGACAACAUGUUCUCUUAAUAUUUGCAUUUACUCUUAUUAUUGGUGGUUCGUCGUAAGGCCUAAGAAAGAAAUAAAUGGGAAGAAAUUGGCACUGUAGAUAAAUAAUCCUUUCUUAAAACAAUGCAGUACUUUACUGAUGGCUAUUGUAUUUCCCAUUUAGCUGGAAGACAUUCUCAAAUUUCAGUAUGUUGUUGGGGAUAUGAAUUGAUACAUUUCUUAUGACCAAAACAUAAUCAAUCUAAUGUGUUGACAAUCACUGAAGCACUCAGAAUAUGACUUAGAUUUGAUCAACAAAAUUUGAUCCAAAAAAUUCAAUGUAUUUGAUGAAUUUGUUAUCCCAUACAUACUUCUUUUAAGUGAUUCUAAAUUCUAGAUUCUAUGCCAUUCAAGUCACAGUGCCCUCUUUGUAUCAACCAACAGUUAGCUUUUAGUUCUUGACAUUGACUGCAUGGCAUUCCAUACUCCGGGGAUUCCCCAAAGUUAUAUGCUGGUACACGUUCUUCUCCAUGCAUAAUGAGUACAUUCUAGUGUACAUACAUUUCUACUGCGCAUAGCUAUGAAAGCAAACAAAAAAAUCUAGCAUUCCAGUUUUUCACUGUGAUCGUAGUAUUGAAGUUCCAUCGCCCAAGGGCAUUGUGUGUUUACAUUUCCUCCCUUUAAAAAGAAUGAAAAUCAUGCAUGAUUAAAUAUUUUCGUGUUUUAAUAUUGCUGCUGUAAAAGUGAUACAAAUUGGCAUUCUAUGAUGAAGAAAACUGGGGAUAAAGUUUGAAUUUACAAGGAUAUGUCAAACUUUGUGAAGCGUUUAACAAUCAAACUCUAUAUGAUGUGGCUAGGUUUCAGUGUCUGUUUAUUCACAGAGAUGAGAGACGUAGGUCUGCUAGGGUGAAUAUAAAGAUCUUGUCAAACAUGCUGACUGUUUGAAUGAAGCAUGUAGGACAAGACUUUAUAAUAGCUGACCUGCUCUCCAUAACAAGAACCUGUUUAUGAUAAAGCAGGAAGUUGAACGCUGCAUGAAAAUAUGUGUCAAAGGUUUUGUUUUCCUAUUUAACACACUAUCAGAUAUUAAACUGUCAUUUUGUUUGUGGCAUUAGGAAUCAGGUAUCGGUCUUUGCUUUCCUUUACAAACAAAAAUCCACAUAUUCCACUAUGCGUAUGCAACAAAAUUAAUUGCCUGCUGUGCUGUUGAAUGGGGUUAUCAACUAAAGAAAUUGAUUUUGAUAGGGCUGGGGUAUUCUUAUGUGUAACACAGGGUCGUAUCGUCUUGGUGAAUUGACCGAUUGUUGUGAAAAUUAAAAAUGCUACAUAGCUCCUUUUGCCACACAAGAAUGCAGUGUUCAGUUAUUCACAGUUGUGGCUUAUAUCUGUCUUGGAUUGUUGGUCAUUUGUACAUGAAAUGAAUUUGAUAGUUUGAUUUACCGCAGAGUUUUGUUUGGUUUGAUAUCUCGCUUGCAAAAAAUCAGUUAACAUUUGCUUGGCCAAAAUUUGAAUACUUGUUUCUUCUAUACAUUUGAUAUUGAGUAAAUCCCUAGAAAAAAAAAAAAAAAAAAAAAAAAAAAACUAUUAAAAAAAAAAAAUGAAAAAUGAAUGAAAAAAUACAAAAACAUUAGAUUAGUAUGUUUGUAGAAAGACUGUAUUAUGUAGUGAUUCAGUAAACAGGAUAUGUUAUGGUGUAUACAAUUCUAGAAUUAUCAUCUUUGUACAGGCAUUGUUUACAGUAAUCUUACUCUAGAAUGUAUGUUUAGCUUCCAGGAAAUCGUGUGAAUAGCAUGACAUCUUUUACAAUAAUGUGAUGUAGUUCAGUUGUUUGAACCGAGAGUUGUAAAUUUGCUGUUUGCAUACAUUUUUGUGGAUAAGUUAGCGAGACAUUCAUUGCACUUUGACUGGUAUAGCUCAUCUAUAUUUGUGUGAAUUGUCUAAUUGGAAUGUAUGCUUGUAGAUAUAACACAAAAUUGUACUUUCCUAUCAUAUCUAAGAUCUAUCUUGUGUAAAUUGUACAUAGACCUUUGGCAUAAGAACGAAGCAACUAUUUUGACAACAGAAACACAAUAUUAGAAUGGCAGAUGAAUUUUUUUUGUUAAAGGAUAAAGUUUGACCAAAAGUGUUACACUCUGUUGUAAAGUCACAUUCCUGUUUGAAAAAUUAGUUAUGCACUUUGCAGUGAAUUUCAUAGUGACAGUGUGAUUUUGCCCUAGCUUGAAUUGGGGGUCUGUUGUAGGAUUGUUGUCGCUAUACUGUAAGAAACAUGAGCAAUAUAUUGUAAGGUCAAUUAAAGAAAAAAUAAUCAGUUUAAAAAAUAAAUAAUAUGUAAUUUUUCUCAGGGUACUCUCUUUAUUGACUGUGAGGUAAGGUCCCGUGAAUGCCAUGUGAGAAGUGUAAAUAGUUAUACAGAAUGUUGUAUGAAAAGAACAUGGUAGGUCAAUUCUUGUAUUUAUUUUGGGUUUUCUGAUCCUUGGAUGUCGGCCAUAGAAUGUAAUGAAAUCCGGAAUGUAACUGAUCUUUUGUGGAGAAAUUUUGGUCUGACCUGAACAGUAUGCAUUUUGAAUUUUGUAAUCUUUGAACUCCUGUUUGUAUAUUUCACUAUGAGCGUAGUUUGAUAGACUGAGCUCGUGAGUGAAGUGACCAGAUGGUCUUUCUCGAGUUCAACCUGGGAUAAAACCAGAUUUAUAGCUGUCAGAUCCUCAUAGCAUCUCGCUGAAACUGAACUGUAAAUAAGGCAUUGUAAUUUUCUACUCGUCUGCGCUAUUCCAUGCACAGGAAGAAAAAAAAUGUACAGAGAAAUUCAUAGGACAUUUUUCGAGCAGGGGCUUCUUUCUUACGAGGCGCUGGUAACAUUUGAUUUACGCACAGUGUACAUAUAUCAACACAGCUGUAAAUAACCUUUUUCCCUUUUGUGGUAGAUUUAUCUCCGAAUUUUCUGUAAAUAGUUUCACAUAACCUGUCGAGCUGUAUAGCAAUACAGAGCAUCUGUUUUUCUUUAAGAAAUCGAGGAUACUUUCCUCCUUUACAUGAAAAGAAAACAUUCGCAUUAGGCAUAAGUUUUGUGUUACAUAUUUGUAUAUAAACAUUUUUGGGGAGAUUUUCUUUAUCUUUGUUUAGUUACGUUUGUAUAUCCCUCUUUUCGUUGUUGCAAGAGAUGUAAAAAAGUAGUAUGAUGCUAAUUUUUACUGUGUCUUGGUAACCACAAUCAUUUAAAUUUUGUACAUAUAUACAUGAAUAUAUAUAUAUAUAUUUCCCAUGAUGGCACAAUAUAGAAUCAUCAACUUAUUUCUUCUUUUUCUUUUUAUUCUCUUCAAGAUUACUUUAAAGGUAGUUAGAAUGAAUAGAAGAUAGACCACGUAUUUCCUGUACAGCUUUAACACGUUAUAUAUUAAUUUGAUGUUGUGUAUAGACCGAAAUAUCACUUUGGAUAUUUCCAUAUUAAUGGUUUGAAUAUAUACGUUUCUUGGUUAUUUUUGUGUUGAUUGUGAGAGAAGGAAAUGUAAUAUUUUUCAAUCGUGAUGACUGGAUCUCGCGAUGGAUUUUGUACAUAUGCACAGAGGUAUUUAGUGUUGAUUUGUAGGUCAUCAUAGCUAGCUAGUCGAUUGUAUAGUGUGCAUAGAAUUUGGAAAUUUCUAGGUAUUUGAAACAUAUUGAUGUAUCAUUUAGUGUGAAAUUAUUUUAUCUUACAGCAUGUAAAAUGUGCUCUAUUUUUUUUUCUUCUGCCGAUAAAGUUAUGGUUAUGGAAGUUGUGGAGCUUGGGUUUACAUUAUCAGUCUCAAAGUAUAUGUAGUUAGAUAAUUUAACUUUUAGAAGCUUCUUUUGGAGAAUUCCAUUCUAAUAUAUCCUUUGUUGUUGGUUUUGCUGUGCUAGAUAAGUGAUAGGAGGUCUUUGGUUGUAAAUGAGUUGAACGCUACGCUUAUUGGUGCAAAUUCAAUUGGUAUCCUGUGAGUAUUGUUGAACUCAAUUCGUUUGUAUGGAGCCAGGAAGGCAUUAACUCAUACACUUUAAUACUUUGAUACAGACUUAACAUUAUUCUUGCUCCAAACAUAUGUUUUACACCACAUACGUUCUAAAGUGUGGUGUCUGAAUUAUAUACCAUUAGGUUGUAUCUUUUGGCUGUUUAACACCAUAGUGCUAAGUUUUAAUGGUCCUAUGCGAUAUAAGACCAUAGUGUGAAACACCCUAUUGCUGAGUGUUUAUUUCCUAUGCGAUAUAAGACCAUAGUGUGAAACACCCUAUUGCUAAGUAUUUAUUGUCCUAUGCGAUAAAAGACCUCACUUUGAAACAUAGUGCUGAGUGUUUCACAAUGUACUUGAUGUAAUACAUGUAUAAGACUUUAAUGGGUAAUACAGUGCUGAAUACUGUACAACUGUACAACAAAUGUAUCCACACUGUGUAUGGUGUUAAAGAACCUUUAUGUGUCACACUUUAGUGCUGUUUCAACAGUGUACUAAGUUUUAUAGUAAGAAGAAUUACAUAUUUUGAUUGCUUCUUCUAACAGAAAGCACAAAUGUACAGAAUAUACUAAUGAUUAUCAGUUUAAUCGGCAAACCUCUAUGCGUAUGACAAAUGCUGUGAGUAACAUCGCUCCAUUGUCUACUUUAAACACUAGUUGAAUUGCUUGCUUCAAAUCUAAGCCCAACACAAUUCUAACUAGAGUCGGUAAAGCCCUACUGAAACAUUUUGAAGAGCUUGGUACCACAACUACCUGUAUGUGGCUUUUAUCAAUGAAGAAAAAUUGUGGAUGGUAUCAUUCAAACAUUUAAAAGGUACAAACUCUUACAGAAAGACUUGUUGAUACUGUAAUGGUAUUGGUUAAGUGCAAACCUGAAAAGAACUGAACCGUUUUUAAAAUCAAUUAUUCAACGUAUUUGUCAUUUCUAAUGUCACUUAUACGGUGGCCCAAAUCAUGUUUUGUUUAAGUGCUCUGGAACAUUUGUUUACAACUAUUUGUUGAAUAUUACAAAAGAAACUAGGGGAAGAAAAGAAUUACAAAUUGCCAGAUGUUUAAACCUUCAAAGAUGAGAAAGGUUUUUUGUACAUGUAUUUAUUUCGAGUUGGAAUAAAUGUUUUCAUCUUCAAAAAGUCAUAUUUUUGGUACAUAUACCUUUCACCAACCUUGCUAAACAUGUAAUUAUCAGUCUCUGUUAUAGGAUUCCCCUUUUACUUGUUACUCUGCAUAAAUUACUCCUCACCCCUUCCAUUAUUUUCUGACAUAUCACGUAUUGAGGGCACCAUAGUUCAAUUAAUGAUUCUACAAUUUGCCAUCUUUGUUCCCACAUUGUCAAUUUUGAUGACAUAAUAUUUAUUUUUGCCAUCGCUGUUGUUCUCAUAGUUCCUUGCGUGCCUGUAGGUCUGCUUGUACUUUGUAGGUCAACGUUUGAUUUCUGUCCAGUGUAUUUUAGUGUGUCGGAGUUAGUGCGCACGGUGUAGACGAUUAGUGAGCUGCAAGCCACUGUUGCCAAGGAAACGGGAAGAAAAGACAAGAGAGAACCAAUCAUGAUCUUUUGUUUCCAUCACGUGGCCUUCAUAUGCAUGAUGAGACGUGGCUUAGUCAUGCUCUUAAAAAAUUAAAAAAAUAUAGCAAGGAAGUGAUACAAGAA
Strongylocentrotus purpuratus (purple sea urchin) is the source of this 11366-nucleotide messenger RNA. RefSeq names its product probable helicase with zinc finger domain. Gene Ontology annotation, molecular function: helicase activity; protein binding. Lineage: Eukaryota; Metazoa; Echinodermata; Echinoidea; Camarodonta; Strongylocentrotidae. Gene Ontology annotation, cellular component: cytosol; P granule. The transcript has 18 exons. Gene Ontology annotation, biological process: regulatory ncRNA-mediated post-transcriptional gene silencing. The coding region runs from base 122 to 5749 and encodes 1875 amino acids. The record is from RefSeq and is a predicted model, not a curated record.